Molecule: messenger RNA, 1494 nt
Organism: Vitis riparia (riverbank grape)
Lineage: Eukaryota; Viridiplantae; Streptophyta; Magnoliopsida; Vitales; Vitaceae
Exons: 3
Coding region: 151-1317 (388 amino acids)
Source: RefSeq, a predicted model, not a curated record
UAUAAAACCCUUUCUCUGCCCUUCCCCACAUAACUUGUCCCUUUUGUCCCUAUUCACCCCCAUUUUCUCAUCCAUAUUCACAACUCUCUCCACCUUCCUUCUUCUUCUUCUUCUUCUUCUUCUUCUUCUUCUUCUUCUUCUACACAGUUCAUGGCUUCCAGAGCUAGAAAGAAGCAGCAGAGAUGGUGCACACAGCCUCUAACUCCUCUAAUGGAGGGCCCAGAUCCUGAAAUGCAAGAAGAAGGAACCAAGAAGGAGAGUUCCUGGGAGGUCAUCAGAGAAUGGUUCCGCCUGCAGAAGGGUGGCGGCCUUGGGGUUCAUGGAAGCAGUAGCUUCUCCCUCUCUUUAUAUGGAAACAUCCCCGCCAAAACCCAAGACUUGAGGCUUCUGCUAGGCGUCCUGGGCUGCCCUCUCGCCCCCAUCCCCCUCGCCACUGACCCACUUCACCUUCUCCAUAUCAAGGACAUCCCCAUAGAGACGUCGAGUGCCUGUUACAUCAUACAGCAGUACUUGGCGGCAACGGGGUGUCUGAAGCAAGAGAAGGGGAUGAAAAACAUGUACACCACGGGGACGAUGAAGAUGAUAUGCUGCGAAACGGAGAUAUCGACGGGGAAGAGUGUGAAGAGCUUGGGGACGAGGAGUGGGGAGAAUGGGUGCUUUGUGCUCUGGCAAAUGUCUCCCGGAAUGUGGUCUCUGGAGCUGGUGGUGGGUUGCAACAAGGUCGUCGCCGGCAGUAACGGCAAGAUCGUCUGGCGCCACACCCCUUGGCUCGGCACCCACGCCGCCAAAGGCCCCCACCGCCCUCUCCGGCGCAUCAUUCAGGGUUUGGAUCCAAAGAGCACGGCUAGCCUGUUCGCCAAAGCCCAAUGCUUGGGCGAGAAACGGAUAGGAGAAGAUGACUGCUUUGUCCUAAAGGUGGCGGCCGACCGGGCGGCAGUGAUGGAGAGAAAUGAAGGCCCUGCAGAGGUGAUAAGGCACGUACUAUAUGGAUACUUCAGCCAAAAGAGUGGCCUCCUAAUAUACCUAGAGGACUCACACCUCACAAGGGUUCAAGCUCCUGGAAAUGACACAGUCUACUGGGAGACCACCAUAGGAACCAGCCUGUGGGACUACCGGGACGUCGAUGGCGUGAUGAUCGCGCACGAGGGGCGGACCAUCGCCACGGUUUUUCGGUUUGGAGAGGUGUCCAUGCAGCAUAGCAGGACAAGGAUGGAGGAGCUGUGGGUGAUAGAUGAUGUAGUGUUCAAUGUUCCUGGCCUCUCCUUUGAUUACUUCAUUCCUCCUGCUGAUAUUUUUGAUGUUGAUAACUCACCAUGAUGGACUAACAAUAGGGUUUUUUUUUUUUUUUUUUUUUUUUGUGGGUUUAAUUUGGUUUGGGUUACACUAAUAUUGGUGGAUCAACGUUAUAACGGUGUAAUUUUCAUGGGGAUUGUGCAGUUGUUUCUAGUCAUUAAGCCAAAUGACCAAAUUAAUCAAAGAAUGCAUUUGAAGUCU